Molecule: messenger RNA, 15112 nt
Organism: Lingula anatina
Lineage: Eukaryota; Metazoa; Brachiopoda; Lingulata; Lingulida; Lingulidae
Biological process (GO): lipid transport
Molecular function (GO): lipid carrier activity
Source: RefSeq, a predicted model, not a curated record
UUCCCAUGCGACGAGAGGUUCAGACCACUUGUGCAAGAUCUUGCAGAGAGGAUUUGAACAAAUUCAAGUAUGAGACGAGAAAGACAUAUCAGUUCAGCUACGAAGCUGACACAACGACUCAAAUCCAAGGGUCGAUGGAAGAACAAUCCGGCCUGCAUGCCAAGGCUACGGUGGAAAUUGAAGUUUUGGACAAGUGCGAGAUGGUGCUCAAGGUGAAUCAGGUUCGUCUGGAACAAUCCGAUCCCACAAAUUUCCACUCAAGAACUCCGAUCACUGAUGACCGCUUUGCCCGUUUGGUCGAGGCCAACCCCCUGAGGUUUGCCUUCCAGGACGGUGAGGUGGAGAGCCUGUGUCCAGUAGAGGGAGAGGAUGUGAAAGCCCUGAACUUCAAGAGGGGUAUUCUGUCCGCCUUCCAGAACACUAUGGACGAAUUUGAGAAGGGCAAGACCACGAAAGAGGCUGACAUCGCUGGCAAUUGCAAUACCGUCUACAGCUUGACCAGCAAGGGCUGGAGUACGUUCACCAUUAACAAGACCAAGGAUAUCCUGGGCUGCACUGACCGCCAUGGUCAUCUGUCUUCCGUCCAGGCCACUGACUACAAGGCUUCGUCUGAAAUCCAAUCUAUGCCCCUGAUGAAGACAUGGCACUCUUGUGAACAAGAAAUCCACACUAGUGGCCGCCUUGGCAAGACCAGCUGUAUCGAGAAGCACGUGUUCCGCCCCUUCUCUAAGUUUGAGAGCGGCGCUGUGACCGUCACCAGCUCUAAGCUGGAGUACGUUACCGACAGAUAUGGCGUGUCCUCUGCACCCGAGUAUGCCCGUCGCACCGACCUUCUCUUUGAGCACCAAUUUGAGAUGCCCGCCGGCAGCAGGGACAGUAGAGAGGCCGAAACCACUUUCUCUACAAUCUGCCAGAAGAGUGAGGAGGAGAUCAAGCCUGAAGUCGCCCAGCUGUUCGCCCAGCUCGUCUACAACCUCCGUGAGUUGGAUGAAGCCACCCUCCGUAGAGUGUGGGGCAGACUUGACUCCAUCUGCAGCUCCAACACCGACAGAGCAAAGAAAUUUUUCAUCGACGCCAUGGUAGCCGUGGGUAGCUCUGGAUCUGUGCAAGCAAUGCAGAAAUUGAUCGCUAACAACGAAGUGAAAGGCUUGACCGCAGAGAUGUGGCUCACGUCCCUCGCCUUCAUUCAGCAACCUACCAAGGAAAUGCUUGUUGCACUUAAGCCUCUGUUGGAAGGUUCCGCUACCUCCCGCAAGGCUUUCCUGUCCAUUUCUACCCUGGUUCACUCCUACUGCCUUAGCAACGCCCAAUGCAGCGAGGAGACGGCCGUCAUGGACAUCUUGAGGAUCUUCGAGACUAGCCUGGGACGCGACUGCAGUGGCGACCGCGAAAAGACUCUGAUGGCCCUGAAGGCACUUGGAAACACAGGAAUCCUCACCAAGGCCAUCCCUACCCUGCAACGCUGCUUCCAGAGCAAAAAUCUUGAUAUGGAGAUCAGAACUGAAGCAACCAAGGCUUUCCGUCGAAUGCCAUGCGGUGCUGAUCGCGAUGGCUUGUUGGAGACUUUCAAGACCACCACAGAAGAGACAGAAAUCCGCAUUGCUUCCUUCUUGGCUCUGAUGAAAUGCCCAACUGACAUGAUCAUCCGUGACGUUAAGGAGACUUUGGAGAAGGAGGAGGUUAACCAGGUCGGCUCUUUCGUCUGGACCUACCUGACCAACCUGAUGGAGACCGGUUCCCUUUACAAGCAGGAGAUCCGCAAGAUCCUUGAAGAUGAGACCCUGAAGAAGGAAUUCAACCUAGACAUGAGAAAAUUCUCCCGCAACAUCGAGAAGUCUUUCUUCUUCGAGAUGCUGAAUGCUGGUGCCACCGCUGAGAGCAAUCUGAUCUGGUCUCCCAAGUCUUACAUCCCCCGCUCCGGUAUGUUCAACCUGACCGUUGACUUGUUCGGCAAGUCCAUGAACCUCCUGGAACUGGACGGCCGCGUGGAGGGUAUGGAAUACAUGCUGGAAAACUUCUUCGGACCCAAUGGUUAUUUCCAGGACAAUGCCGUCAGUGACUUGCUCAAGCGCAACAGAGGCUCUCUGAAGAACACCGUGAGCGUGCUUGGAAACACCUUUGAAGCAGAAGCUGAAGAUGAACUGAAGGGCAGUAUGUCACUGAAGAUUUUCGGCAACGAAAUCCGCUACAUGGACUUGGCCAACUUGAAGACCAUGAACUUCAACUUCCUUGAGAUCCUUCAGAAACUGGCACAAGAACACAACUAUGACUACACCACCAGCAUGAUGUUUUUGGACAGCACCAUGAACAUCCCAACCAUCGUCGGUUUCCCACUGAAGCUCAGCGUCAACGGUACAGCUACCGUCAACGUCCAGAUCGGUGGCAAGAUGGACCUGCGUCAGCUUGGCACAUCCCCACGUGGAAUGAACAUUGAUGGACACAUCAAGCCAAGCGGUGCUAUUGAGAUCUCAAGCAUGAUGUCUGUCGAGGCUAUAUCUGCUCGUGCUGGUGUGAAGAUGGUUAAUACUUUGUCCAGCAGCGCAGUCGUCCAGGGCAAGAUGCAGAUCCAGGACGGUCGCGUCUUCGUCACAAACAUCGAUAUGCCAAGAGACCAGAUCGAUUUGUUUGACUUGAAAACCAAAUUCUUUGUCGUCUCCCUUGACUCUGAGCGUGAGCAGAGAAUGAUCACUGAUGACCGCAUUGAGCAGGAAAGGUGCACAGGCAAAACACUGGAGAAGGCCCUUGGCAUUCAGCUCUGCGGCAAACUCUCCCUCCCCAACGCAUUGGCGAAGAGUGAUGCUCCAUUCUUCCCUCUCACCGGCCCCAUGAAUGUGAAGGUUGCUCUGAACAAGAAGGACACUAUGACUGGCUACCAGUUUUUGGCAUCUUACGAACUGCCCAAAGUUCACAAGGGAGGCCAGAGAAUCACCAACUUCAAAUCCAAAGUUUCGUUCAACACCCCAGGGUCUAGAAUCAACCGUGAGAUCUCAGCUGAACUCGCUUUACUCCGCUCUGAGCUGGCUGCCAGUUUGGUGAUGAAGUCUCCAUGGAAGACCAUUGGCAUGAAUACCGAUUUCACCAACCGCGCCAACUUGAAGCGCAUGGUGUCACGUAUGACCAUCGAUGAGGUACAAUACUCAAUGACAUCCGAGCUGAAGAUUGAGAAAUAUCCAAGAAGGAUCAAGUACACACCAAGUGUUGAAAUCGUCAUUCCAAACCGUGAUGAGAUCACCUUGGAAGGUGGUAUGGAAUACGUCAGAGGCAAGAAGUUAGAGGGAGAGGCCAAAUUGCUUAACCUUCUUACUGAGCCAGUGACGUUCAAGACCAAACUUGAGAAGACUGAGCGUCCCAAGCGCACCAGUUUAACCCACUAUUUGGAGCUGAAGAGCACCCUCAUCCACAUGAAAACCACUGGCACCUACGACUCAAAGCCAAAAGCUCUGUCCUCCAGAGUAGACUUGCAGUACGCCCUGAGGAGCGCACCAACAGAAACUUUCGCUGUCCACGGAAAAAUUAAUGACAGAAGUGCUGCUGACCUUGCCGACUAUAGUGCUGAUCUGGCUUUUGAAAGUUCCCAGUUUUCUGACUACAACUUCCAAGUGAAAUCCAAUGGUAAGAAGGGAGCUAAGCAUUUGUCCGGAGAGCUAGAAUUCUCUUACGGCCGUGAUACAACUGACGCCACUAGGAAGAUUUCUAUCACGCAGGACUUCAAUGAUGUCAGCAGAGGUGGCAUGACCAACAUGAACGGCAAAGUUACCUUAAAAUUCCCGCUCAUGCGUGUCGACAGUGAAGCUAGCUUCAACCACAAGCACAACAUGAACACUCUAAACACAAAUGCUGUUGCUAAAUAUAACAACAAAGAGGCUAGAGCUUCCUUGAACCUGGAGAGAGAGAUGGAGGGACAACUGAAACUGAAAGGUGAUGCCAACUUGCGUUUACCAACCCGUCAUAUGCGCCUGUAUGCUGAUGUAGAUGAGAAGAGCCAGGGCGAGUUCCACAGCAAGAUGAUUGGUCAGUGGGAUUUCGGUAAGAAAGCUGAAAUGACCUCCCUGUAUGAGCGCAAAGGACGCCUCAACCAUGAGGUAUCGUCAACCAUUAAUGUUGCCCACCUUAGCCCAGUCAAGAUCAAUGGCCGAGUAUCCUUGCAGAAGAGAAAUCCCGCCAUGUCUGGAAGUGUUGAGUACGACGGAAAAUCAUAUUCUACUGCUGCCUCAGCUGAGAUUCGCAAAAAUGCUGUCAGUGGUGAGGCCUUUGUCAAGUACCCCGAGCGUACCCUGAAGACCGAAGCAACUUAUGGCGUCGUUGGAAACAAACACCAUGGUGACUUCAGCUUCAAAUGGGAUGCUGACCGUGAUGACACCAAAGUUUUAACCAUUGGGGGAGACUACGAAGACAAGACCAACAAUGCCAUGUUCCACCAUGAGGCUUCUCUGAAGUUCAACCACCCGUUGAAGAGAGGAGACGUUGAGGUUAUGUUGCACAAGUCAGACAAAGAUGGUAAGGCAAAGGUGAAGACAACCUGGGACCAGACCAAUGAGGCGGUAUUUGAUGCUGGCUAUUCUGAUGAGAAGACUUAUGGUAACAGGAGAGUGAAGGCUGAUGUGAAGCUUACCACUCCAUUCCGCAAAUACAGAAGCAUGGCCGGUAGUAUUACUCAGGAAAUGAAAGAAGGGGAAUACACUACGCACGCUGAGGCAUCUUGGGAACCAAGGAAAAAGGUGGAAGCAGACUUCAGCCUGAAACAUGGUCGCACACCCCUCACUGAUUUGGAAAGCACUCUUACUAUGUCAACACCAUUCCGCUCCAUGGAACAAUUUUCUGGCAAGCUUCUACACAAAUUGGGCAAUGGUCAGCUAGACUCAUCCAUUUCUUCCGAGUGGGACAACAACAAGAUGGCACUCACUGCUUCUGGCAAGGCCCGUAGCAUCUGGGAUUGGGAAGGGAAGAUAGCCUUCAAUAGUCCAAUAACCAAUGCUGAAAGAAUUUCCCUCAUCGGAAAGCAUCAAUGCCAGACAAACCAGAUGAAGAGUUCUUUGGAGAUGCAGGUUGUGGAAAAGAAGUUUGGCAUCGAUUUAGACAUGAACCACCAGGUGGCACUCCCAUCCCUUAAUACUAAGGGCACCUUAACCAUCUCUACUCCAAUUGAGCAUUACCGUACCAAUACUCUGUCCUGGGAUCAUCGUAACACAGAUUCUUCUAUCCAGAGCAAGAUUGAGGGUAGGUGGCACCAUGAGAAAGUGAUCUUCAACAUUAAAGGAGAUCAUAACCUCGGCUACAGACGUACCAUCAAGGGCACUGUUGAGCUCCAGACAACUCAAGAUCCACUCCGUCACAUCAUUUUGAGUCUGGACCAUGAAAAUGGUGAUCUUGAUUUCAAGACCACAACAGAACUGACCUCCUCCCACCAGAGAAUGAUCCUCGGAAAGACUGACUUCAAAUUGGAAGAAAAGUCAGUCUCUGCCAACGCCGAACUGAUCACUCCAUGGACUCCAGUGAAAGAUGUCCGUGCAAAGAUCCUUGGAGACUUGAGCAAGAAACCAUUCACUGGUACCAUUCAACUAGACUACGCACCAUCUAAGAGAAUUGCAGUGGAAAGCACUGUGGAUUACAGAGGCACAUGGGAAGGUCGUCAUGCUGUCAAUGGCAACCUACGCUUUACAAGUCCCUUCAAGCCAGUUGAGACUAUUGUCCUCAGUGUUGAUCAUCAGUGUAAUGAUGGAUGGCAAUCUGAAGUAAGUCUGUCAUUUGAUAAACCAGAGAAGAAGAUUCAUCUGUCUACCAAUCUCAGAAAUGCUGAUGAUAUUUUGGCCACACUUGCUCUCAAGACUCCAUUUAAAGCCUUCCCAGCCUUAAAUGCCAGAUUUAAUCACAAAACACCAGGAGAGGGACUUUGGGAAACUGAAGCUAAUGUUGAGUAUGCACCAGGAAAGGACAUCACAUUCAAGGGCGACCUUCAACUUGCUGAUUCCUACAAGGGAUCUAUGACCUUCACAUCUCCAUUUGCACCAGUCAGCAAUAUCCAGGCUAGUUUCAACCAUGAGGGUGAGCCCAUGAACUUCCGCUCAAGUGCUGAGGUGACCCAUAACCAAAGAAACAAAUUCGGCAUCCUUGCCGAUUAUGAGGCAUCCUAUGGGUUUGGUAAUGUUAAGGGAAGCAUGACUUUGAUGACCCCCUUCAAGCCUGUAGAAAACGUGAAGCUGACCAUUGGGCAUAGAGGUCAUUUGAAGGACCUGAGAUCCAACAUUGCAUUGACCUAUGCUCCAUCAAAGAAAAUGGAAAUGACCGUCAUCUUCAAGCAUGCUAGGACCACUGAAGCUAAACUUGUCAUGCAGACUCCAUUCAACAACUUUGAGAACAUGGAGCUCGCCUUUAGCCAUGCUGGUCUACCUAUCCAGUUCCAAACCGAGGCAGGUCUUAUUACAUCCUAUCCAGGGUGGAAGAAGUUCAAUAUCAAGGUAGAGAAUGAUGCCACCAAUGACAUACGCAGUGCUCUAAUCAUCCAGACUCCGUUUGAUGACUACAAAUCAAUGUCCCUUGAGUUCAGUCAUCGUGGACAGAUGAGUGAUUUUGAAACCAAGAUUCUUGCAAAGAAAUUGCCAGGAAACAAGCAGUUUACUGGGGAAGUAAGCAACAGAGGAACCUUGUCCAACUUCAAUUCCCGGAUGAAGGUUACAACUCCAUUCCGUGGCUAUGAUGAAUUUGCUCUUGAUGCCACCCACCGUGGAAACAAGUUGACUGACUUUGAGACCCAGGUAGGACUAACUACUGCUGUUCGUGGUUUUGAGAAGUUUGCCUUCAAUGUCAACAACAUGGGCUUCAUGAGAAAAUUCAGCACCAAGGUAGAGACUCCAUUCCGAGGCUAUGAUGUAUUUACCAUUGACGUGUCCAACACUGAGGAUUUGAGGAACUUGAAAAUUGCUGGUAAGAUCACAACUCCAGUUCGCAACUACAGAGAGUUCACCUUCGAGGUUGCUAAUGAUGGAGUGCCAACUGAUUUCACAUCCAGUGCCACCAUCACCACCCCAAUUUCAGGAUUUGAAAGGUUCAACAUGGAGGUCCAACAUCGUGGUUCCAAGAUCGUUGACUUCAACAGCAAACUGACCAUAACCACAACCAUGGCCAAGUUUGACAAGGUUGCCAUUGAGGCAAGCAAUGUUGGCAUCCUGAGAAACCUGAGAAUCAAGGUUAUUACACCCAUCAGAAGUCACCGUGAAUUCAAUGUGGAAGUGAACAACAAUGAGGACUUGAACAAUUUGAGAGCAAAUGCCAAGAUCACUACUCCAUUCCGAAGCUUUCAAGAGAUGUCUGGGGAGGUUAAACAUACUGCCACACCACAGGGAUUCAAGUCAGAAGUGAGUGUGAUGACCCCAUUCCGCAACUGGGAGAGGCUCUCUGCCUCAGUCAAUCACCAGAUGAGUUUAUGGAGACGUAUUGACUCUACUUGGAUUGUGAAGAGAAACAAUGAAGAGAUUUCGCUGGAGAUGGACCAUACCAUGCAACAGAAUGACAUCAACAGCAAAGUCACACUGAAGACUCCCAUCAGCAAGAUGGCUGAGACCUCUCUUGAAUUGACCCACAGAGGAGACAUCAGCGACUUUGAAAACAAGAUGAUUCUGAAGACCUCCAUUCCCCAAUGGCAAGAAAUGUCUGCUGAGCUGUCCCACAACGGAAAUCUCCGCAAAUUCAAUACCAAGGGCAACUUGAAGACUCCAAUGAGAAUGCUCAGAGAUAUGUCUUUUGAGAUUGAUCAUGAAGGUGACCUGCAGAAGUUCAACACUAGGGGCAAUUUUAAAUCCCAGAUAAAUAAGCUCCGUGAUGUUUCUUUCACCCUCAAUCACGAAGGAAACUUGAAAAAGUUUUCAACCAGUGGCACGCUAGCAAAACACUCCUUUGACAUUACAUUUGAUGCUUCCUCCCCUGAUUUGGACCUGACUAUCACACUUCCGGCCCUGAGUCUGGAGGAACUAAAAUACGUGCACAAGGGCCCACUGAACGGGUUCACCUGUGAUGGGAGCUUGAAGACCUUUGGUGCCUACCCUGAGAUGAGUCUCAAACUGAAACACAAUGGCAACCUUAGAAGAUUUAAAUCUGAAGGUGAAUUGAACAUCCCAGAAAAGCAGUCUUUCGACAUUUCUUUCACAAAGAGUACAUCACAGCUGAGUGCUGAAAUCAACUUGCCAAUCUUGAAGAUUCAAAGUGCCCAGCUCACCCACAAUGGACCCCUGACCAGAUUCACCACUUCUGGCAGUCUUCGAACUGGCUACAGUGGCAUGGAAGAUCUCUCAUUGAAAUUGGACCACAAUGGCGAUCUCAACAGUUUUACAACCAAAGGAGAAUUGAAUCUUCCAGAGAAGCAGUCAUUUGAUGUUUCCUUCUCCAGGAACACUCCCCGAUUGACCCUCGAGGUCAUUGUGCCAGCCCUGAAGAUCAACAGAAUUCAGUACACUCACGAGGGACCACUAGCAAGAUUUACUUGCAGCGGAAGCAUGACAACUGGCUUCAUGGAUGACCUCUCUUUGAGUUUGGAACAUAAUGGCAGACUGCAGAGCUUCAAUACUAAAGGAAGUGUGAACUACAAGGGAGAGCAGUCUUUGGAAGUUGCCUUUGACAAGCCAGCCAAGACAGUGGACAUCAAAUUGGAAUUGCCCGCUUUGAGUGUUGAAUCCUUCACUCUCCACCAUGAAGGUUACAUCCGCAAAUUUACAACAUCUGCUAAACUUAGAUCUGGCUACAGCAACUUCGAGAACAUCGACAUUGACCUUAAUCAUGCUGGUAACAGAGCUCGAUUUGCUUCCAAGAUUGAAGUGAAACUGCCAGAGGUGCAGUUCAUCGACAUCAAAUUCAACAAAUUUACCGACAAACUCAACUUCAACAUUGAAGUACCAGCCCUGAAACUGAGAUCUGUAGAGUUCAAGCACACCGGUCCUCUUACCAAGUUCAACACCUUACUGAAUGCUGAGACUGGAUUUGACGGUUAUGAAAAUGUUGGGCUCACCCUGAGCAACGAUGGUAACUUGAACGCAUUUGAAAGUGCCGUUACUUUAAAGCUCCCUCAGAGGCAGAAUAUUCGCCUGACCUGGGACAAAGCCAGCACCAAGGUUACUGUUGAUGGGUCCAUCCCAGUUGCCAAAAUUGACACCAUUGAAAUUAGACAUGAGGGGUCUCUGCGCAGCUUCUCCACUUCAGGCAACCUCCGCACUUCAUACCGUGGUCUAAGAAAUGUUGGAAUCUCCUGUGAACACAGUGGAGUUCUGAGACGCUUCAACUCUAAAUGCACUCUCAGACUGCCAGAGGAGCAAUCUGUUAAUGUGAACUUCAACCUCCAGAGCAAGACCUUCAACUUUGAAGCUAAACUGCCUUUCGCUGAUACCUCUGCCACCAUGUCCCAUGCUGGAGGACUUAACAAGUUUGAAACAAAACUUGGCCUUGAAGACAAGUGGAGCCUUGAAGCUGAACAUGACAGGACACAGAAGUCAGCCCUGAGGGUGAAGACUCCAGUAAACAAGUACGAGCAGAUGUCCCUUGAAGUGAGCCACACAGUUGCCUUGCCAAAAGUUGACAUCACCGCAGAACUACGCACUUCCCACCCUCGUGUCCCAUCCAUCACUGCAGAGCUUCACCACGAUGGCUUAAUUAAGAAAUUUAGCUCUGAACUGAAGCUGACUACUCCAUUCACCAACAUGAACUCUCAGUCUCUGCGUGUCGAGUACGAGGGCCAGCCUCAGAAUUUUGAAGGCAAGGUCGCAGUCACCACUAGCAUUCCCAAGUAUGAAUCUGUGAUUUAUGAGGUGAAGCACCAGGGCAACUUGAGAAGCUUCAAGAGCAGUGUCUCUCUCGAGUAUGGUGACUACAAGAAGAUAGAGGGAGCCAUUAACAUGAAACUGCACAAUUUGGCACAGGCACAGGGUAGUAUCAACUUCAAGAGCCCAAUCCCGAACUUUGACGACAUGUCUCUUUCAUUCCGUAACAGAUUCAAUGCAAGGCAAAAGAGUGUAAGUCAUGCUAGCUCUGUGUCCUGGACCCAGGGUAAAAAGAUAACUGUUGAUGCCACCUACGACAACAACGCUGGCAAUCUGAAGCUCACCACUCCAUUCGAGAAUCUGAGGGAACUGGUGCUGGAUCUGACUGGCAAAUACCAGCCAUGGGACAUAAACAUGAAGGCCAAUGCUGACUAUAAUGGUGACAGGUGGUUGUCUCUUGACUCCGCCUAUUCUGGAACAAACCACCACAUUGGAAGAAUGACUGUUACCACUCUGUGGGCACCACUCCGCCAGGCCUCAGUUGACUUUGAUGGCAAGUUUGACCUGACGGACAUGAGCCUGAAGACAGAGAUUCAGCACAAUGGGCGCAAAUGGGUAGAUGGAGAGAUGAUGUACAGAAAGAAUCAGAAUCGCCAUGUCGGGCGUCUUGCUCUUCGCCAACCGCACCCCAUGACUCACAAUUUUAAUGUCCUCUAUGCUCCAAGGCAGGUUGAUGGUGAUGCCACUAUUAACUGGAACACCAGAAAUCAGAAUUCCAAGAUCCAGAUGGAAUUGAACGUUCAGGAUAGGAGAUACAAGAAGGAGGUUGUAUUGAAGGCUGUUCUGCCAUCCCGCACUGUUGGGUUGACCACCACCACAGAGUCUCGUAAUGGCCUGAGCCACAAAACCGAGCUUACCUGGGACCAGGCUAGGGACAGAAAAGUUGCCUUGGAGUUCAACCAAGAGGGUGACAAGUAUGACGGCAAGCUGACCACUCCAAUCCGUUCUCUGGCCAUGACACUGGACAAAUCAAAGAGUUACAGAAGCCAAAAGGUUGAAGGUGAACUUUUGUGGGAUGCUGAUCGUGACCAAAGCAAGAAAUUGACACUGAAGGGACAGAUGAACCAACUCCCAGACGGCGCUGCCAUUAUCACUACUAUCAAACACCCUAUGCUCCGCAGGGACAUUACCAUCAGCUCAGAAUUCCGCAGCAACGAUUCUCCCAUGUACAGCGGGAAACUUGAAGUAGAAUAUGCUCCAGAGCCCAGCAAGAAACUGACCCUUUCAUCAAAGGUUGGAAACAUUGGCACCAACAAUUACACCGUAGAGCUGGAGUUCUCUCACCCCGAAAGUGGUGUAGACAUAAGCAUGGCUGCCAAUGCUGGUGACGAGAAUGGUCGCAUGACUGGAAACUUCCUCUACCGUUACCAGGAUGAGAGUAUGGCUCUUCGUGGUGAGAUCAACAAGAUCCGCAAGGAAAUCCGCAGCCAGAUGGUAGGCUCUUACAGUUGGAUGACCCCGUGGCUUAUGGAGGGCAAAAUGAACACCAAGAGAGACGGUUAUUUAUUCGAGCUGAAGAAUACCUAUGAGAAGACCAGACAUGGUCACCCACACACUGUCAACACUGUGUUGGACGUUAACACUGAGGCCCCUGCUUUUGACUUGAAAUCCACUGGAUCCCAUGGCAAGAUCUAUUCUCACAUCUUCGCCAAGUACCCCAACAGCUCUGCCGUGCUGUUCAAAGCCAUGCACGAUAUGGGAGAGGGACCAGUUGAUGAUGCCGAGAUCUUCAUUAACCUGAUCGGUAACCAUCUUUUCCAUGAGAGGUACUACCUCCGUUUGGCCAUGAAGGAUGACAUCAAGGCUUACUUGGGAAGCGUGAGGGACUAUUAUGCUGAGAAAAGAAGACAGUACAUGCAGAGCCCCAAUACCCUCUACACUCCUGAGGUAGCCAGCUUCAAGAGAGAGAUGGAGCCUGUUUUGAGUUACCUGAAUGGAGAACUGAGUUCUUUUGAAAAUGACUUUGCCACCAUGAAGCAGGAGAUACGCAUGAUGUACCGUCGCAACGAGUUCUUCAUGAAGGAUAUGGGCGAAGUCUACACAGCCGCUGCUAGAUACAUCAGUGAAAAGAUCGACGAAAUGGAAAGGAUGUAUGAAGAGAUGAAAGUUAAAAUGACUGCCAAGAUUGAAGCCAUUGUUGCCGAGAUGGAGAGAGUCAAACGGGAGGCCAUAGAAUUUAUGUCCACUUUGAAGGUCAACGGCAUGGAAAGGUACAAUCAGCUGAUGGACGAACUGAAGACUAAGUAUGAGGAACUCCGCACUGAAAUGAUGCAGUUCUACCAGGAACAGGCACAGAAAAUGAGAGAAAAGAUGCAGCCAUUCGUGGAGAAGUACAACGAAUAUUAUCGCCAGGCUAUGGUUAAGAUUGACGAACACAAACACGCAAUUAACCACAAGGUGGAUGAGUACAUGCAGAAGGUUCGCGCUCACCCCUACUACUCCAAAGUCUUUGACUUCCAUCAGAAGAGUAUGGCCAGCAUCAGGGAUGCAAUCAACUCACGUGACUGGAUGAAACCUCUGCGUGACCUCCAUUUGAACGCCCGUCAAACACUGUCUGGCCUCCACUAUUUAGCGUCCACGCACUAUGAUGUUUUGUCGAAAAAAUAUGCCGAGGCCAUCUACCAAGCCAGAGAUAACAUUAACGCAAAGAUCGAUGAGGUUCUCUCCCAUCCACAGGUCGCUUACGCCAAAGAUAUGGCACAUCACAUGGUUGAGAAGGGCAUGGACUACUACAAAUACUACAAACUCGAGGAAAAUGUAAAACAUCACCUGCAGAACAUCUACGACUCUGGCCGUUUGAUGGCUGAGAAACGCUGGCAGAGCUUCCUCCAUGACUACCUCCAGAUCAACAGAACCCGCAUCAUCAGAUAUGACCCAAAAGAAUUCAUCUUGGAGUUCGAAGUUUUCAACCCAAUCCCACUGAAGGAUCUGAUGAGCAUGCCCGAGCUGAACCUGGAUGUCUACAGAGAGAGGCUUGACGCUAUGGUAAAAAAAUACACACCCAAGGAUGACAUGAACAUGUGGGACUUGUACUACACAUACAAACCAUCCUCCGAUAUUCGUGAUUGGGUACCACCUUUCAAAGCCCAUGCCAGCUUGAUCGGUAGCCAGCAUUUCAUGACCUUCGAUCACAAGCAUUUCGAAUAUGCCGGAAAAUGCAGCUACAUCCUUGCCAGAGACUUCAUUGACGGCAACUUCACCGCCAUUGUCAACUAUGACGGUUCAAGAGAUGCUAAGAGGAAGUCCAUCACUGUGUUCAGCGACGAUAAAUCCAUCGAAAUUGCACCUGAUUUCACUGUCCGUGUUGGAGCCAUUGGUGGCGAUUCCAAGAAGGAAGAAUUGCCAUUUGAAUUCAAGUCAACCACCGUCCGUCGCCAGGGAGAUGUGGUUCGCAUCGAUAACUCCAACGGUGUAACCAUCAUGUGCAACUGGGCCCACGACGUCUGCAGCCUUAACAUGACCGGCUGGUACUUCGGCAAGACUGCCGGACUUUUCGGCACUUACGACAAUGAAAUGUCCAACGACUUCCUCACCUCCGAGAAGAAAAUCACCGAGAAUGCUGGUGAGUUUGCCUACAGCUGGAAAGUACAACCAAGAUGCAACAGCAGGCACAAUCUCGCAAGAACUGUCCCAGCUACAGAGGGAACCGACGAGUACAACAAGUGUGCAGCCCUCUUCAAAGAGAAGACCUACUCUCCCUACAGAUACUGCUUCAAGCAGGUCGACCCACAGCCAUACUUCGAGAUGUGCGUCAAUCACAUGAGCAGGUUGAGAACGGCUGAUGCCAUGUGCAGUGUGGCUGUAGGCUACGUGCAAGACUGCGCACGCCACGGUGUAAACCUGCGUCUGGAGUCCAGAUGCGUGCAAUGCAAGUACAACAGAAUUUCCAAGACUGAGGGCGAGACUUUCACGCUGUCCGAUAACGGUGAUGCCAAUGUCCCCAAGACCGCCGACGUCAUUUUUGUCAUUGAAGAGAAGACAUGCAACAAGGAUUUCAACUUCAAGCUGCUUACCAGAACUAUUGAGAAGGACAUGAAGGGACAAGGGCUGAAGAGCGUCAAGUUCGGUAUAGUUGGUUAUGGCGGCGCUGGCGUGCACGACAUCGAGCACCAGCACACAAUCCAGGGUGAACUCCUCGGACACGCCCACGACAUCGCUUCCACAAGUAUGACCUUCUUGCAUGACGGAAGGAACUCUGAUGCCCUAAGAGCCGUCGAUUUUGCCGCACGUUAUCCAUUCCGCACAGGAAGCUCUAAGACAAUCAUUCUGGUCCCAUGCUCAAGCUGCAGGAAGAUGUCUGUCGACUACUCUGAUAUCCAGUCUCUGUUGGUUCCAAGCGGCAUCAAAUUCCAUGUUAUGAUGCAGCACGAAUUCCAACUGAAAUCUAACAGGCGAUCUCCAAAGACCAACUACAUUUUCGGUGUCGACGGAAAUACUGCAUUCACCAGCAAGACUUCCGACAUCCAGGGCGACAGGGCUCUCUUCAAGCAGAUCGCCAUUCCCAAAGAUCUCUGUGUGGCCUUGGCUCUCGAGACCAACGGCUCCGUCUUCAACUCUCUUAAGUUGGAACAGGGACGCUGGAGCGACAAGAAGUUGUUCGCCGACUCCGUAGCCCAGCGCGUGGCCUCCACAUCUCAGCCAUCUGAAUGCCAGGUGUGCGAGUGUAGAAAGGGCGACCAGGAAGUGGGCAUCACCGUCUGCAGAAAAUGUGGCGCCACCAGCGGGGACACCUUCAAGAUGUCCGAGAUGUUCCUUGAUAGUUACAACUUUAACAGAGACUUACAAGCCUAUCUUUCGAGAUAAACCACAAGCACAAACAUGUGACUGACCCGGAUCUGAUAUCGAACUUUUCUUUUUAACUUAUUUGGAUUUCUGACCUUUUUUCAUACGGACUACGACUUCGAAAGGAAACUUUUCCCAAAGACUAGUGUGAAAUUUCAUAGAACAUUGUGAAAUUUUUAUAUAGAAAAUCUUCUCAACAUAAUUUGAAAAAAAAAACUUAAAAAAUCAUGAACCUAGUGUUUUGUAAUAAUGUUUGCAUUUGUGUUGUUUUAGAAAAGUACUACUCGUUGUUUAUGUAGUGUUUUAACGUUUUGUAUCGUGUUUACAGUAGUAUAGACUGUGUUCUGUUGAAAGCUGAGACAAGCAGAGUGCAACAACAGCAAUGCAACCAUGCAUUCCAAUAAUCUACCAGUAUCAUCAUCUGUCUGUUAAUAAAACAAAUUUGAAGCAAAUAGUGUAUCAUUUUCGCGUUGUGCAUUUGUCCUAUUUAUUGUUAAUAUUGCAAUAAACGUAUCCAAUGUUAAAUAUUA